AUGAUUAUCGAAGACGACAUGGUCCUAGGCUACUUGGUCGAUGAGGUCUGGCUGUGGAGACUGGCGAAGAAAUUCGGUUAUAUCGGCACCCCCAAUCCAGCCUACCUCGCCCUCUAUCAGGAAGAAUGCCAUACAAGACUUAUGCAAUGUCAUGAGAUCCGGGCAACCAUCAAACUUGGGAGGCGGAUCAUCGAGAAGGUGAAGAUACGAGGCCUCAGGAUAUUGCCUGUGUACAUCUCCAAUUCGCAAAUCGGCUUGUGUUGGUCACUCCCAUACUCCAUGCACCCUGAGGGCCGAUCAGCGAAAAAGACCGCGCAGCUCGAAUUCUUCAAACAAGUCAUCUGCGAGGAGGAUGAGCCCAAAUGGUGGGCGUCAACGAAUGGCGAUGUACCACGGGCAAUGCAGGACGUAACUGAGCCACGCGAGGAUUACUGGAGGAUGACGCUCCAGUCCCUUCCAGGAUGGAUCGGGAGUAGUGAAGGAUUCCCGAGGGUUGAGGACGCGCCAGUAACCCGUAACGAGAGAGGAAUAAGGAUCGAGCCUCCUCCGUUCAUUUUCAUCAAAAAGCGGGAUGAGAGUGAUGUCGAGACAGAAAAGCCCUCUUCCCCACCACCGCCGACAGACGACAGCGAGGUAGAUGAUUGUGAUAUGGAGGAUGGGGAGGCAGAGGAUUGA
Messenger RNA from Heterobasidion irregulare TC 32-1, 675 nucleotides. RefSeq lists its product as uncharacterized. The record is from RefSeq and is a predicted model, not a curated record. NCBI's taxonomy places the organism in Eukaryota, Fungi, Basidiomycota, Agaricomycetes, Russulales, Bondarzewiaceae. The transcript has 2 exons. The coding region runs from base 1 to 675 and encodes 224 amino acids.